This is a messenger RNA of Arabidopsis thaliana (thale cress), 2484 nucleotides long. RefSeq names its product Seven transmembrane MLO family protein (gene MLO2). Gene Ontology annotation, cellular component: membrane. The coding region runs from base 364 to 2085 and encodes 573 amino acids. Gene Ontology annotation, biological process: defense response. Lineage: Eukaryota; Viridiplantae; Streptophyta; Magnoliopsida; Brassicales; Brassicaceae. The record is from RefSeq and is marked reviewed. The transcript has 14 exons.
GAAUAAUGGUUAUGCUGAUAAUUGAGGAGUCGUCGUCACUCGUCACAUGAGAGGAACAACAAGAAAAGUCAAAACGUUGAAGCUUUCUCGAAUAACGCCUUCUUUAGUUUACAGUCUCUCGUUGCGGGUCUUAUCUUCUUCUUCUUCUUCCCUCUUUCGUCUGCUCUAUAUUAUGACCAGAUUCAAAAUUGCGUAGCGUACUAAUUCAAUAUAGAGAGAAGUUAGAUCAAAAGAAGAACACGAAACUCUGACUGUGUCUCUCUUUCUCUUCGUGUGUUUCUAUAUUUAUAUAUAAAAAGACAAGAUCUCUGGUCUGGAAUUAGAAGAAUCUUAUUUGGGGUUUUUUCUUAGGAUUAAGCUCUAAUGGCAGAUCAAGUAAAAGAGCGGACUUUAGAGGAGACCUCUACGUGGGCAGUUGCUGUUGUUUGCUUUGUCUUACUCUUUAUUUCGAUUGUCCUCGAACAUUCUAUUCACAAAAUUGGAACCUGGUUUAAAAAGAAGCACAAGCAGGCUCUUUUUGAAGCUCUUGAAAAGGUCAAAGCAGAGCUUAUGCUGUUGGGAUUCAUAUCACUACUACUCACAAUUGGACAAACACCAAUCUCAAAUAUCUGCAUCUCCCAGAAAGUUGCGUCAACAAUGCACCCUUGCAGUGCUGCUGAAGAAGCUAAAAAAUACGGCAAGAAAGACGCCGGAAAGAAAGAUGAUGGAGAUGGAGAUAAACCCGGUCGAAGACUUCUUCUUGAGUUAGCUGAAUCUUAUAUCCAUAGAAGAAGUUUAGCCACCAAAGGCUAUGACAAAUGUGCAGAGAAGGGGAAAGUGGCUUUUGUAUCUGCUUAUGGAAUCCACCAGCUGCAUAUAUUCAUCUUCGUGCUCGCGGUUGUUCAUGUUGUUUACUGCAUUGUUACUUAUGCUUUCGGAAAGAUCAAGAUGAGGACGUGGAAGUCGUGGGAGGAAGAGACAAAGACAAUAGAGUAUCAGUAUUCCAACGAUCCUGAGAGGUUCAGGUUUGCGAGGGACACAUCUUUUGGGAGAAGACAUCUCAAUUUCUGGAGCAAGACGAGAGUCACACUAUGGAUUGUUUGUUUUUUUAGACAGUUCUUUGGAUCUGUCACCAAAGUUGAUUACUUAGCACUAAGACAUGGUUUCAUCAUGGCGCAUUUUGCUCCCGGUAACGAAUCAAGAUUCGAUUUCCGCAAGUAUAUUCAGAGAUCAUUAGAGAAAGACUUCAAAACCGUUGUUGAAAUCAGUCCGGUUAUCUGGUUUGUCGCUGUGCUAUUCCUCUUGACCAAUUCAUAUGGAUUACGUUCUUACCUCUGGUUACCAUUCAUUCCACUAGUCGUAAUUCUAAUAGUUGGAACAAAGCUUGAAGUCAUAAUAACAAAAUUGGGUCUAAGAAUCCAAGAGAAAGGUGAUGUGGUGAGAGGCGCCCCAGUGGUUCAGCCUGGUGAUGACCUCUUCUGGUUUGGCAAGCCACGCUUCAUUCUUUUCCUUAUUCACUUGGUCCUUUUUACGAAUGCAUUUCAACUUGCAUUCUUUGCCUGGAGUACGUAUGAAUUCAAUCUCAAUAAUUGUUUCCAUGAAAGCACUGCAGAUGUGGUCAUUAGACUUGUAGUUGGAGCUGUUGUGCAGAUACUUUGCAGCUAUGUGACUCUUCCACUCUAUGCACUUGUUACUCAGAUGGGUAGUAAAAUGAAGCCAACAGUAUUCAACGAUAGAGUAGCCACGGCAUUAAAGAAGUGGCAUCACACUGCAAAGAACGAGACGAAACACGGAAGACACUCGGGAUCCAACACACCUUUCUCUAGCCGUCCAACCACACCAACACAUGGCUCAUCUCCAAUCCAUCUCCUUCACAAUUUCAAUAACCGGAGCGUUGAAAAUUACCCAAGUUCUCCUUCUCCUAGAUACUCUGGUCAUGGUCAUCAUGAACACCAAUUUUGGGAUCCUGAGUCUCAACACCAAGAAGCUGAAACUUCCACACAUCAUUCUCUUGCGCAUGAAAGCUCAGAACCUGUUCUUGCAUCUGUGGAACUUCCUCCUAUAAGGACUAGCAAAAGCUUAAGAGAUUUUUCUUUUAAGAAAUGAUGAUUCUUGUUUGCUAUAUUUGAUUUCGUACAGUGGGAAAUUUGUCAUAUGAAAAUAAUUUCUUGUACAUUACUAGUUGGAUAAGAAAUAACCAUAUCUAUAUGGAUACAUGAUAUGUUAUUCUCUGGCAAUGCUUAAGAGUUUCACGAAUUACACAUACAUUUGUAUUUCUGCAGGUUUUAACGUCCUGAGACAUCAGUGAUGGUGACAUUGUUGAUAGAGGCUUUAAGAGCAAUGCUCUCAGAGAACUCAGCUUCUAAACCAACGUUUCUAGGCAUAAAAGCAGGCUGUUUCGGUUCUGGAAUGUCUGCAACCUCACUGCUAAGCAUCAUACACACUGUAGAAACACUUGGCCUAUCAUUAGCAGCGUCUUGCACACACAAAAGCGCAAUGUGAACG